Messenger RNA from Anolis sagrei ordinatus, 3549 nucleotides. It is a transcript of the gene ODF2, whose product is annotated as outer dense fiber of sperm tails 2. The record is from RefSeq and is a predicted model, not a curated record. Gene Ontology annotation, cellular component: centrosome. NCBI's taxonomy places the organism in Eukaryota, Metazoa, Chordata, Lepidosauria, Squamata, Anolidae. Gene Ontology annotation, biological process: regulation of cilium assembly.
AUGGGGGAGCGGCGUACGGCGUGCCGGGGGCGGGGCCGGAAGUCCCCGCCGGCGUGUUGGAGCUGCGGCUGCUUCUCGGCCAGUGCGUGCGGGCGCUGCGAGGGAGGGCGGGGCCUCCAUGGCGGCAGCACCACCGGCAGUAGCAGCGCCGCCGCCGCCGCCCGGAGCAGCCUGGCCUCCUACCGGCGCCUCGCCCGCAAUUUCGAGGAGGUCCUCCGGCGGCGCUUCCGCGGACGCACCCGGGCUUCCUGGUUGUGUCCAUCAAUUAGGAGUGGAAUAGUUGUCACAACACAAAGAAAAGCAUUAUCAGACUGUGAGACACUCCUGGAAGCUCAAAGGCACAAGCAAAAAAUGAAAGGGGAUACCGUGAAUGUGCGCCGCAGUGUCCGAGUAAAAACCAGAGUCCCCUGGAUGCCCCCUGGCAAAACAUCUUGCAGAGAGUCAUCUUACAAGUGGGAGGGACCGACCCAUCGCCUGGAAAUCACUCCUCCAGAUUCAGAUAAAUUACUGUCAGUGCUUCGCCUGAGUGACCUUUCCACCGACGAGGAGGACGCCAUUCAUUGCAAGAUGAACAAGUAUGAGAAGAAGAUCGAUAGCUUGCUGAAUGUGGUGGGCACCCUGAAAAAUGAGGUCAAGAUGCCCAAACGGGACGAUUCGCGGUGCGUGGCCAAGCGCCUCCUCGAAGAGCAAAAGGACGAGCUGGAAGAGGUCACGCAGGAACUGGUGGAGACCGAGCACGAGAACACCGUCCUCCGGCGCAAUAUCGAACGCAUGAAGGAGGAGAAAGAUCUGAGCAUACUCCAGAAGCGGCACUUAAUGCAUGAAAAGGAGUGCUUGAUGUCCAAGCUGGUGGAGGCGGAGAUGGACGGAGCGGCGGCUUCCAAGCAGAUUCAAGCCCUGAAGGACACAAUCUGCAAACUGAAAUCGGAGAAGCACAUGACGGUUUCUGACAUCAACACCCUCACAAGGCAAAAAGAGCUGCUGUUGCAGAAACUGAGUACUUUUGAAGAAACUAACCGAACUCUCCGGGAUCUGCUUCGGGAGCAACAGGGUCGGGAGAAAGAUUCUCAUAAAUUAGCAGAGCAACAAGCGGCACUCAUGAAAAGGCUGGCUGAUUCAGAUGCAGAGAAAGCGCAAUUGUUGAAGAAGUUACAAGAGAAAGAGAAGGAAGUGGAUGAUCUGUUGGUUCAGAUCCAGACGGAAAAGGACCAAGCCAAGACUGCGGCUGAGCUCACGAAAUCUAUGGAAGCUGUGAGGGGACAUUUGCAAGUGCAGCUGCGGAAUAAGGAAGCGGAGAAUCACCGCUUGGGGAUCCAGAUUCGGAAUCUCGAGCGCAUUGCGGCGCAGCAUAAGGCCGAAGUGGAGAACAUCAUGGAGCAACUAAAGGAGCUGAAGGCCAAAGGGGAUCGGGACAAGGAGAGCCUGAAAAAGGCCAUCAAAGCCCAGAAAGAACGAGCAGAACGGAGUGAAGAAUACGCUGAUCAGCUCAAUGCCCAGCUCGCAGAAAAGGAUACCUAUGUCGCCGAGGCCUUGUCCACUUUGGAGUCGUGGAGGAGCCGCUACAACCAGGUGGUGAAAGACAAAAGCGACCUGGAGGUGGAGAUCGUGAUGUUGAACAACCGCAUUUCAGACCUGGUGGACCAGCAGGCCGCCAUGGAGGACAAGAUGCGGGAAGACCGAGACGCCAUGGUUGACAAGCUCCACCGGCAUGCCACCGAGAGCACCUCCAUCAAAAUGGAGAACGAGAGGCUGAAGAAUAGUAUGAUCCCUGUGGAGGAGAGAAUGAAUGAAGCCCAGCAAGAAAUUGCAAAACUCAAAGCCUCUCUCAAGAACUACGAAGCCAUGAUUGAAACCUAUAAGAGUCAGGUGGUGAAAACACGGAUGGAAGCGGAUGAGGUGACGGUGAAACUGGAGGCGUGCGACAAAGAGAACAAAGCUCUGAAAGAAGAAAUGGCCAAGGAGAUUGAAAAUGCCCGCAAGCAGUUCCAGAACCAGGUGGCCGAGCUGGAGAAGCUUCCCGAGAUCUUGAAGAUCACCGAGACGAAGCUGGCCGAGUGCCAGGACCAGCUCAAGAGCUACGAGAAGAAGAACAUGGACCUGUCCGCCAUGAUUACGGACCUCCGCCAGCGGAUUGAACUCCAAGGAGACAAGAUGGAGAUGGCAAGAGAGAAAUAUCGUUUGGCCCAGGAGCAGAACAAGCAGCUGGUCCUCAAGCUGGAAGAAGUGGAGAGGAAACUUGAAGCAACAAGCAGCCAGAACAUUGAGUUCCUGCAGGUUAUUGCCAAGCGUGAGGAGUCGAUCCAUCAGUCCCAGCUGCGCCUGGAGGAGAAGACCCGGGAAUGCGGCUCUUUGGCCCGUCAGCUGGAGAUGGCCAUUGACGAUGCCAAGAGGCAGUUGGAGCAGGCGAGGGAGCGGGCGGCGACAAGGGAACGAACAGCCCAGUCUAAAAUAUUGGAUUUGGAGACUCAGCUGAGCAGGACCAAGACAGAGUUGAAUCAGAUGCGGCGGACCAAGGAUGAUGCCGAACAUCGGUACCAAAGCCGCCUCCAAGACUUGAAGGACCGCCUCGAACAGUCUGAGAGCACCAACCGCAGCAUGCAGAACUACGUCCAGUUCCUGAAGUCCUCGUACGCCAACGUCUUUGGAGACAGUGCCUUAACCAGUUCCCCCAUCCGCCCUCGAUCUCCCCUGUGACCAAACCAUUGCCCUUGCUGUUGGGUUUGUGUGUGUGUGUGCGUUUCAAAGCCAUAUCCAACUCCACAAUCUGUCAGAGUAACCAAUUUCCUUACUACCGGAAUGGAGCUGGCCACCACUCGGGGCAAAUUAUAUCCUCCCUAUUCUUCUAGUGCCUUACACAAGAUUUUUUAUUAUUAUUUCCUACUUAUGUGUGUUUGGCAUAAGUGUGCUUGUGUCACAAUUCCACGAGGUUUAAAGAUCAUGUUUUAACCAACUUUUGGAAGAGGUGUGGACAUAUUCAAGGCUGUAUGUCAGGUAUAGGAGGGAAGGGCGGCCAUUUGUUUACCUUUUUUAAAUAUUUGUAGCUGUUCUGCCCAUAACAAGACCCAUAACCCAUCGCAAGUGAAGGGAUGCACGUAACGGCAGAGUAUCUUCCUUUUCAUGGGAUCCACAGUUUGAGACUUACAUAUUCUAAAUUAUUUACUUUCUUUGUAUGCGUGACGUAGUGUUGAUUAAUGGGAUUUUAGUUGUCGGGUAUCCAUUUAAUGGUUUUGUUUGCACCCUAAUAUGUGUGUCUGUGUGACCUUUCUUCUGGGAUGAUCCUUUCCACGUGCCAAAUCUUCAUUCUAAAGCAGAUCCAGAGUUGGGUUUCCACACUCUCUUCUUGCGAGGUUUUGGAAGAAUAGAUUGUUCGUGGAAAAUCGCAAUCGUCUUCCCAAAUAUUGGUUGCUUUCAUCCUAAAUACGUGGUUGCAGGGAGGGGACAAAUCAGCCAACUGAUUGCUGUGGAGACUUAAAAAAAUAUGUAUAUAGGUUAGACCUAUAUGUGAUUUUUUAAAGACUGCUGCAAUAAAAUAAUUUUUUUGAAAGAAAA